CCUCUCUCCCCCUCAAUCAUCUCAUAGCCGUACAAUAAUAUCACUUUAUAUAUUCAGAAUACGUGUGCACUUGCAUACAACAAGUGAUUGAUUAGAGAGAGAAGAUGAGCUUGGUUUUCGCCAUUAAUGGACAAAGGUUCGAGCUUUCCCUUUCCUCCGUCGACCCUUCAACAACUUUGUUAGAGUUCCUCCGUUACCAGUCUCCUUUCAAGAGCGUUAAACUGAGUUGCGGCGAAGGAGGAUGCGGUGCUUGUGUUGUUCUUCUCUCAAGAUACGAUCCUGUUCUACAAAAUGUGGAAGAUUUCACGGUGAGCUCUUGCCUCACGCUCCUCUGCAGCAUAAACCAUUGCAGCAUCACAACAUCAGAAGGACUUGGGAACAGCAGAGACGGUUUCCACACGAUUCAGAACCGAUUCUCGGGUUUCCACGCCUCUCAGUGCGGUUUCUGCACACCAGGAAUGUCUGUUUCUCUCUUCUCUGCUCUCUUAGACUCCUCCUCCUCUGAGUUUACUGUUCUUGAAGCAGAGAAAGCCGUCUCCGGGAACUUAUGUCGCUGUACCGGAUACCGUCCCAUCGUUGAUGCUUGCAAGAGCUUUGCUGCUGAUGUCGACAUUGAGGAUCUCGGAUUCAACUCUUUCUGUAAGAAUAGUUUACCUCCGUUUGAUAGUGAGAAGCGUGUCUGUUCGUUCCCAGAGUUUCUCAAGGAUGAGAUGAAGUCUAUAGAUUCGGGAAUGCAUCCUUGGUGUAGCCCGGGGAGUGUUGAGGAGCUUCAACGAUUACUGGGAGCAUGUAAGGCUAACCGUGAUGGACUUUCUGUGAAACUGGUUGCUGGUAAUACUAGCACAGGAUACUAUAAGGAUGAAAGAGAUCGGCAUUACGAUAAAUACGUUGAUAUAACUCGGAUACCAGAGAUGAAAGAGAUAAGAGAAAACCAGAACGGGGUUGAGAUAGGAGCUGUGGUAACAAUAUCCAAAGUUAUUGCUGCUCUAAUAGAGAUUCGAGUAGAAAAGUUGUUUGGGAAACUGGCUGCUCAUAUGGAGAAGAUCGCUGCCAGGUUUAUAAGGAACUUUGGUAGCAUUGGAGGAAAUCUUGUAAUGGCUCAGAGGAAACAGUUUCCUUCUGACAUGGCUACAAUACUUCUUGCAGCUGGUGCAUCGGUUAACAUUAUGAGCUUGUCGAGAGGACUCGAGAAGGUAACACUUGAACAGUUCCUUCAGGGACCUCCUCUUGAAGACUAUGAUCUGGUUUUGACUAUCGAGAUACCGUUUUGGCAUCAUCAAUCCUAUGAGUUCCUCUUUGAAACCUACCGAGCUGCACCUCGUCCUAACGGAAGCGCUCUGGCUUACCUGAACGCUGCUUUCUUGGCCCAAGUGAAGGAUAGAAUGGUGAUUAACUGUAGAUUGGCUUUCGGUGCUUACGGGACAAAACACGCCAUUAGGUGUAAGGAAGUUGAGGAGUUCCUCUCGGGGAAACUAAUCACUGACAAUGUUCUGUCUGAAGCUAUUACCUUACUUGGCAAGUCCGUUGUGCCACAAGAGGGUACAAGCAAUCUUGCUUACAGGUCAAGCUUGGCGCCUGGCUUCCUUUUCAAGUUCUUUCACUCCUUAAUAAUAACGGAGAAACCGUCUUCAAAUGGUUACUACCACUUGGAUCAGCCUAAACCGUUGCCAAUGCUGUCAUCUUCACAACAUGUUCCUAUAAACGAUGAAUAUUUUCCGGUGGGCGAACCUGUUACGAAAUCUGGAGCUUCCCUUCAAGCUUCCGGUGAGGCUGUUUAUGUGGAUGACAUUCCAGCUCCCGCAAACUGCCUCUACGGUGCUUUCAUCUAUAGCACAAAGCCAUACGCAAAGGUAAAAGGUAUCAGUUUCAAGGAAAACUCAGUACCUGAUGGAGUUCUUGCAGUCAUUUCUUACAAGGAUGUUCCUAAAGCUGGACAAAAUAUUGGUCUGAAGUUUUCAUUUGGCACUGAGCCCUUAUUUGCAGAGGAUAUCACCCUUCAUGUAGGCCAGUGCAUCGCACUCGUGGUUGCAGAUACACAGAGACAUGCGGAUACCGCAGCUAAUCUUGCAGUAGUUGAAUACGAAACAGAAGAUUUGGAACCACCAAUCUUAUCAGUGGAAGAUGCUGUCAAGAAAUCGAGCCUGUUCGAGAUUUAUCCUUUCUUAUACCCACAACAAGUUGGAGACACAUCAAAAGGAAUGUCUGAAGCUGAUCAUCGAAUUCUCAGCUCGGAAAUAAGACUUGGAUCGCAAUACUUCUUCUACAUGGAGACACAAACAGCUCUUGCAGUGCCAGACGAAGACAACUCCAUUGUAGUUUAUAGUUCAUGUCAGACCCCUCAGUACGUACAUUCCUCGGUCGCUGCUUGCCUAGGCAUCCCUGAAAACAAGGUCCGCAUCAUAACCAGACGUGUUGGUGGAGGCUUUGGAGGAAAAGCUGUCAAAGCAAUGCCGGUUGCAACAGCGUGCGCAGUUGCUGCUAAUAAACUGCAGCGUCCUGUGAGAACCUAUGUAAACCGUAAGACCGAUAUGAUCAUGACUGGUGGGAGGCAUCCCAUGAAAAUAACCUACAGUGUUGGAUUCAAAUCCACAGGGAAGAUCACUGCUUUGGAGCUAGAGAUACUAAUCGAUGCAGGAGCCACUCUAGGCUUAAGUAUGCUGAUUCCAUCAAAUAUCAUAGGGGCGCUAAAGAAGUACAAUUGGGGAGCCUUAUCUUUUGAUUUCAAACUUUGCAAAACGAAUCUUCUAAGCAAAGCAAUCAUGAGAGCACCAGGGGAUGUGCAGGGUACGUAUAUCGCUGAGGCCAUUAUCGAAAAUGUAGCAUCUAGCCUCUCUUUGGAGGCUGAUACCAUAAGAAAGAUCAAUCUCCAUACAUAUGAGAGCUUAGCUCUGUUCUACAAGGACGGUGCUGGUGAACCACAUGAGUAUACUUUGUCUUCCAUGUGGGAUAAACUGGGUGUAUCUUCCAACUUUGAAGAGCGGGUUUCGAUUGUCCGAGAGUUCAACGAGUCUAACAUAUGGAGAAAACGAGGGAUAUCUCGAGUACCCAUCAUUUAUCCGGUAUCCAUGUUUGCAACUCCAGGGAGAGUAAGUGUUCUGAGCGACGGCACGGUCGUUGUUGAGGUUGGUGGGAUCGAGCUAGGACAAGGGCUAUGGACGAAGGUGAAGCAAAUGGCUGGUUAUGCUCUUGGUUUGCUCCAAUGCGAUGGAACUGAAGAGCUUGUGGACAAGAUACGAGUUGUACAAUCAGAUACGUUGAGCAUGGUCCAAGGAAACUUUACGGGAGGUAGCACAACAUCCGAGGGAAGUUGCGCAGCUGUUCGUCUCUGCUGUGAAACCUUAGUCAAAAGAUUGAAACCUUUAAUCGAGAAAUCGGGUGGUCCCAUCAGUUGGAAUAAUUUGAUUUCUCAGGCCUAUGCUCAGUCUGUAAACUUAUCAGCAAGUGACUUGUAUACUCCAGAAGAAACUCCCACACAGUACCUGAACUAUGGUGUUGCAGUUAGCGAGGUUGACGUAGACCUUGUGACCGGACAUACCACGGUUCUACAGACAGAUAUCUUAUAUGACUCUGGAAAAAGCCUCAAUCCGGCUGUGGAUUUAGGACAGAUUGAAGGAGCUUUUGUGCAAGGACUUGGUUUUUUCAUGCUUGAAGAGUACAUAACAGAUUCAGAAGGACUUGUUCUGACAGACAGCACAUGGACAUACAAGAUCCCCACUGUUGACACCAUCCCAAGGCAGUUCAACGUUGAGAUACUAAACAGUGGACGCCACGAAAAGCGCGUCCUCUCUUCUAAAGCUUCAGGAGAGCCUCCGUUACUACUAGCAGCUUCUGUGCACUGCGCUACAAGAGAGGCGGUUAAAGAAGCGCGGAAACAGCUAAGGAUGUGGAAAGGUGUGAAUGACUCGGAGUUAAUGUUUCAGUUGCCGGUUCCAGCUACAAUGCCCGUUGUGAAGGAGCUUUGUGGUCUAGAUAUCGUUGAGAGCUAUUUGGAAUGGAAAUCCUCAGUUAACUAAAGAUUAUAUGAGUUAACAAAAAAUUAUCAGUUUUUAUAUUUAAUAUAUAUUCUUGUCUUAAA
Molecule: messenger RNA, 4075 nt
Organism: Brassica oleracea var. oleracea
Lineage: Eukaryota; Viridiplantae; Streptophyta; Magnoliopsida; Brassicales; Brassicaceae
Product: indole-3-acetaldehyde oxidase-like
Exons: 9
Coding region: 105-4013 (1302 amino acids)
Molecular function (GO): aldehyde oxidase activity; FAD binding; iron ion binding
Source: RefSeq, a predicted model, not a curated record